CGGUGUGAUAGAAGGGUGCAUGUGUGAAGCCAAGAGUGCAGGGAGGCGGCGGAGUCACAAGAGUAAGUGGCGGCUGCGGGGACGGAAGAGGCAGAUUGAUCAGCCAUGCCCAAGGGAGGAAAACAACACCAGCACCAGGAAGAAUGGGUCGGGGACGAGGAAGAGAAGAGCGUUGAGCGUCCCAAAGGAGGGGGCUGGAGAAGUCUCCGGAAUCCUGGUAGAAGGGACUUAGCGUUCCUAUAUGGGCUAGGAGAUAAAGUGGUGAAGAAGGGGAAGAAGGAUAAAAAGACAAAAAAAUCGUUCUUUGAAGAGUUGGCUGUGGAGGAGAAGCACACCAGUGAGGAGCAGGUGGCCGAGAAGGAAAAGGAACAACAGCAGCAGCAAAAAAAGAGACGAGACAAGAAAAAAGACCGAAAGAAAAAAGAGGUGGAGGAGGAUGAGGAAGAGAGCCAGCUGAUUGAGAGGCUCAAGAAGCUGUCGGCUCAAGCCAGCGAUGAGGAAGAUGAAGUGCCUGCCCCCAUUGUCAAAGCUGGUAAGAAAAAGAAGGGAGGGAACUUGUUUGCUGCCUUGAAUCAGGAGCAGAGCGAGGAAGAAGAAGAAGAAGAAGAUGACCCACCAAAGCCUAUCAAACCGGACAAGAAUAAGAUCAACAAGGCAGCUUCUGAUGAUGAAGAAGAGAAAAAGGCAAACAAAAAGGAGCCGAAGGGCAACCAGAAGCAGCAAGAAGAGGAGGAUGAGGAGGACAUAAAGAGGAAGAGCAAAAAAAAUGAGAAGAACAAAGGAAAACAGCAGAGAGGAGGCUCUGCCUUUGCCAUCUUGGCUGAAAGUGACAAUGAGGAAGAGGUGGAGGAAGAAGAGGAAGACGGUGAAGAAGCGAAGAUGCCCAAGGGCAAAUCGAAGACAGUAACAAAAGAGGCUGUUCAACCUGACGAAGCUAGGGAAAAGGCCAAAGGGAAGAAGGAUCUGCCUUCCAAGAACAAGUUCGCUGCUCUGGACGCAGAGGAAAUGGAUGGGGAAGAGGGUGACAGCUACGGUGACGAAGACGAGGAGGAGUCUAAACAGAGCAGCAAGGCACAGUCGGAGGAGGAGGAGGAGGACGGGGAGAAGAAGGAAGACGAUCCCUAUGCGCACCUCAGCAAAAAGGAAAAGAAGAAACUCAAGAAGCAGAUGGAGUUUGAGCGGCAGGUGGCAUCCUUGAAAGCAGCCAGUGCAGCAGAGAAUGACUUCUCGGUGUCGCAAGCAGAAGUGUCCUCCCGGCAGGCCAUGCUGGAAAAUGCCUCUGACAUCAAGCUGGAGAAAUUUAGUAUCUCGGCUCAUGGCAAAGAGUUAUUCGUUAAUGCCGAUCUGUACAUUGUGGCUGGGCGCCGAUAUGGCCUUGUGGGGCCUAAUGGGAAAGGCAAAACCACCUUGCUGAAACAUAUUGCCAACAGGGCUCUGAGCAUCCCUCCCAACAUUGAUGUACUGCUCUGUGAACAAGAGGUGGUUGCGGAUGAGACCCCUGCGGUGCAAGCCGUCCUGAAGGCCGACACCAAGCGGUUACGGCUGCUGGAGGAAGAGAAGAAGCUUCAGGCGCUGCUGGAGAAAGGCGACGAUACUGCCGGGGAGCGGCUGGAGAAGGUCUAUGAAGAAUUACGGGCUACGGGAGCGGCUGCAGCUGAGGCCAAAGCUCGGAGAAUCCUGGCUGGUUUGGGCUUUAACCCAGAAAUGCAGAACCGGCAAACCAAGAAGUUCUCAGGGGGCUGGCGCAUGAGGGUGUCCCUGGCCAGAGCACUGUUCAUGGAGCCCACGUUGCUAAUGCUGGACGAGCCCACCAACCAUUUGGAUCUGAAUGCCGUCAUCUGGCUUAACAACUACCUCCAGACGUGGAAGAAAACCCUCCUCAUAGUCUCCCACGACCAGGGUUUCCUGGACGACGUGUGCACAGACAUUGUCCACCUGGACAUGCAGAAGCUCUUCUACUACCGGGGGAACUACAUGACCUUCAAGAAGAUGUAUCAGCAGAAACAGAAGGAGCUUCUCAAACAGUACGAGAAACAAGAGAAGAAGCUGAAAGACCUCAAGGCUGGAGGGAAGUCCACCAAGCAGGCAGAAAAACAGACGAAGGAGGCCUUGACCCGCAAGCAGCAGAAGUGCCGCAAGAAGAACCCGGAUGAAGAGGCCAACGAAGCCCCCGAGCUACUGAAGCGGCCUAAGGAGUACACUGUGAAAUUUACCUUUCCGAACCCACCACCUCUCAGCCCGCCCAUUCUGGGCCUGCAUGGUGUGGACUUUAGCUAUGAAGGACAGAAGCCUCUCUUCAAAAAUCUGGACUUCGGAAUUGACAUGGAGUCUCGAAUCUGUAUCGUGGGCCCCAACGGUGUGGGAAAGAGUACGCUGCUGCUGCUGCUAAAUGGGAAACUGCCACCGACAAGAGGAGAAAUGAGAAAAAACCACAGACUAAAAAUUGGGUUCUUCAACCAGCAGUAUGCCGAUCAGCUGAACAUGCAGGAGACAGCGACAGAGUACCUGCAGCGCAACUUCAACCUGCCCUACCAGGAUGCGCGCAAGUGCCUUGGGCGUUUUGGCCUGGAGAGCCACGCCCACACCAUCCAGAUCUGCAAGCUCUCUGGGGGACAGAAAGCCCGUGUGGUAUUUGCUGAACUGGCUUGCAGGGAGCCAGACGUCCUCGUUUUGGACGAACCUACGAAUAACCUGGAUAUCGAGUCCAUCGAUGCCUUGGGAGACGCCAUCAAUGAAUACAAAGGGGCUGUGAUUAUCGUCAGCCAUGACGCCCGCCUUAUCACGGAGACCAACUGCCAGCUGUGGGUGGUGGAGGACCAGUCCAUCAACCAGAUAGACGGAGACUUUGAGGACUAUAAGCGGGAAGUGCUGGAGGCCUUGGGCGAGGUUAUCAUCAAUCGGCCUCGGGAGUGAGGCUGAAGGAGGAAGAGGAGGAGGAGGUGGCGGCGGCAGAGAGACUCCACCGUCCAGCUUCCCUCAUCAGAAGCUCAGAUCUCUCCUCAUUCGCAGGACUCUCUUGAGUGGGGGGGGAGGGGUUGGCCGAAGCCAAAAGCUUCUUUUCCCCCUCGGCUGCUGUCUUCUCACCCCGCCCACCCGCCGGGAAAAUUAAAGUUUUGGGGGUGGAGGGGUGGGAGUGCGGAUAUGUCUAAGCAUGGCUCAUUCUUACGAAACACAAGGUAGCAUUUUACAGGCCGUUCCUCCCCCUUAUCUCCCCCCCCUUUUUUCCCUGAGAAUAGUUCAAGCAGAGUUUGUGUAAACCGAUUUAAAUUAAAAUGUGAAGGAUACUU
Molecule: messenger RNA, 3287 nt
Organism: Gekko japonicus
Lineage: Eukaryota; Metazoa; Chordata; Lepidosauria; Squamata; Gekkonidae
Gene: ABCF1
Product: ATP binding cassette subfamily F member 1
Exons: 29
Coding region: 106-2913 (935 amino acids)
Molecular function (GO): ATP binding; ATP hydrolysis activity
Source: RefSeq, a predicted model, not a curated record